UUCAUUGAAAUGUAUGUUUCAAUUAAUUUCAAUUUUUAAAAUGAAUGUGACGUCACAAUGUCUGAUACUGAAGAUAAUCACCACAGGACAGUCAAAAUCACAAUUCUUGGAGAACCUUUUACGGGAAAAAGCAGUUUAUGUCAACGUUAUUUGAGCAAUAGUCCUCGAGCACCAGGUGGUACAACACAUGGAGCUGAAGUACUGGCAGGGCAGUGUUUAGGCCUGCGCCCUCCAGUGCCACUGCAGUUGUGCGAUGUUGCAGGCAACAGUCUCUCAACUGGAAUGCUUCGAAACUACUUGUACGCGUCUGAUGUAGUGCUAUUUGUGUAUGAUUUGUCAAAUUUGCAAAGUUUUGACAAGUUAAAUGUAUGGAUAGAGAAGGUUAAAGAGAUUUUUGAUCAAGAAACCAAGAAACCUCUGAUGGCAUUGUUUGGCAAUAAAUCGGAUUUGGAACAUCAAAGAGCUGUUCGAUUGUCUUGUGUAAAACAAUUUGCUUCGAAAUAUUUAUUGGAAAAUUUUAAAGGAUCCGCUAGAACUGGGGAAAUGGUGAACUAUGCAUUCACUGAUCUCAUUGCCCGAGUGUUAGGGUUGCCAGUACCAAGUCCGCCUAUUGCAGUUCCCAUUAAGUCAGCAACUGAGUUAGAACUUCCCAAAAGUACAGCUCAACCGGAUGGUGUACCAACAUCGCCUUUAAUAAUGAAUAGAAAAACUCUUAGAAAAAUACAAAGGAAAGCUUCGUCUUCAGUCUGUUCUCUACAAUGA
Molecule: messenger RNA, 762 nt
Organism: Papilio machaon (common yellow swallowtail)
Lineage: Eukaryota; Metazoa; Arthropoda; Insecta; Lepidoptera; Papilionidae
Product: ras-related protein Rab-28-like
Exons: 4
Coding region: 58-762 (234 amino acids)
Cellular component (GO): endosome; Golgi apparatus
Molecular function (GO): GTPase activity; GTP binding
Source: RefSeq, a predicted model, not a curated record